UACUUGUUAAUGUAACAGCUACAGCGAGAAUUAAGAUAAAUUCCUUUGAAACAGACAGCUAACAGUUAACAGGCAGCUGAUUAAAAAAAUGAAAACUUUAGAGGACCAGGCUUUGGAGGAUGAAUCGGGGUACCAAGAAGAUGAGGAAUCCUUUUUUCAAGACAUUGAGCUCUUACAGAAACAUGGAAUUAACAUGGCUGACAUUAAGAAACUGAAGUCUGUAGGCAUUUGUACUGUGAAAGGCAUCCAGAUGACCACACGCCGUGCUCUCUGUAAUGUAAAGGGACUGUCUGAGGCUAAAGUUGACAAAAUAAAGGAAGCCGCUGGGAAACUGAUGAUAUGUGGAUUUCAGACAGCAUCUGAAUACAGUGUAAAAAGGAAGCAAGUGUUCCACAUCACAACAGGCAGUCUGGAGUUUGACAAACUCCUAGGAGGAGGUGUGGAGAGUAUGGCCAUUACCGAGGCUUUUGGUGAAUUCAGAACUGGAAAGACUCAACUCUCUCAUACACUGUGUGUAACCGCUCAGCUUCCCGGUGAAUAUGGGUACACAGGAGGAAAGGUCAUCUUCAUCGAUUCUGAAAACACCUUUCGGCCUGAGAGGCUAAAGGACAUAGCUGACAGAUUCAGUGUGGAUCAUGAAGCUGUACUGGAUAAUGUGCUAUAUGCACGUGCAUAUACGAGUGAGCAUCAGAUGGAACUGUUAGACUUUGUUGCAGCCAAGUUCCAUGAGGAAGGAGGUGUCUUCAAGCUUCUGAUAAUAGACUCAAUCAUGGCUCUGUUCCGGGUGGACUUCUCUGGAAGGGGUGAGCUGGCUGAGAGACAGCAGAAGCUUGCACAGAUGCUCUCCAGACUGCAGAAGAUCUCUGAAGAGUACAACGUUGCAGUGUUUGUUACCAACCAGAUGACUGCAGAUCCAGGAGCUGGAAUGACAUUUCAAGCGGAUCCCAAAAAGCCCAUUGGUGGACACAUACUGGCACAUGCCUCCACCACACGCAUCAGCCUGAGGAAAGGACGUGCUGAAUUGAGAAUUGCCAAAAUAUUUGAUAGCCCAGACAUGCCGGAAAAUGAGGCUACUUUUGCCAUCACAGCUGGAGGAAUAACAGAUGCCAAAGACUAAGAAAACAUGUUACAUGUUAUGAGUUCCCCAGUCCUUCAGCGUCUGCAGUAUGUUAAUGAUGGAAUCUGUUCAGAUUGAACCAGUUGUACCUAUUUAUUUACAUGUUUCUCUGUUAUCUAUCUGUUUAUGAAUUGUAUUUAUACUUUAUACACUACACAUCUGUUUAUAUAUUUUGUAAUUUGAAUGGUUCAGUAUUAUUUAUUUAUACAAAGCUAUUUUAAUUCAAUUAAAAUGACAUAAAUCGGUUGAAUAAAAACUAUUGCAGAUA
Molecule: messenger RNA, 1385 nt
Organism: Cyprinus carpio (common carp)
Lineage: Eukaryota; Metazoa; Chordata; Actinopteri; Cypriniformes; Cyprinidae
Product: meiotic recombination protein DMC1 homolog
Biological process (GO): mitotic recombination; DNA repair; chromosome organization involved in meiotic cell cycle
Cellular component (GO): condensed nuclear chromosome; nucleus
Molecular function (GO): ATP-dependent DNA damage sensor activity; DNA strand exchange activity; double-stranded DNA binding
Source: RefSeq, a predicted model, not a curated record